UUUGAAUUAUUAAUAUCGAUAAAAAUUAAUAUUACAUCAAUUCAAUCUCAAAUAAUCUCGAGUUUAAUCUCAGGUCAACUUAAAACGCUUACUGAUUAUUGAUUAUAGAUAUAGUCAUUUUCAGUCUCCGCCUCGCCCACCACUUCCAAUUUCAAGCAGCUGAGCGAAACCCUAGAGCUCGCGUUGUCCGAUCCCCAAUCAGAAGCAGAGUGUUGUACCCAGAUCUGAUUUUGAAGAGUUGCAAAUGGCGAUGGCUGCGCUGAGACGCGAGGGCAGGCGGAUUGCUGCCCCUAUAAUUUCUCCCCGCCCUAUCAAUCCCCUCCGCUCGUCUAUCGUUCCUUCCGAGGAUCAAUCUUUCUUGGGAGUUCGUUCUGUGUCAACUCAAAUUGUCCGCAAUCGUAUGAAGAGUGUUAAGAAUAUUCAAAAAAUCACAAAGGCUAUGAAGAUGGUUGCAGCUUCAAAGCUCCGAGCUAUUCAGUCUAAAGCUGAAAACUCGCGUGGUCUGUGGCAGCCAUUCACUGCUCUUCUUGGUGACCUUCCAAGUGUUGAUGUGAAGAAGACUGUUGUUGUUACAAUUUCCUCUGACAAAGGUCUGUGUGGUGGAAUCAAUUCUACUUCAGUGAAAGUAAGCAGGGGCCUCAGGAAGUUAAAUUCUGGUCCCGACAAGGAAUGCAAGUUUGUUAUCUUGGGAGAAAAAGCCAAGGCCCAACUUGUGCGAGACUCCAAGAAAGACAUUGAGCUAGCCCUAACUGAGUUGCAGAAGAAUCCUCUGAACUAUACUCAGGUUGCUGUGCUUGCUGAUGACAUCUUAAAGAAUGUAGAAUAUGAUGCAUUAAGGAUUGUUUAUAAUAAGUUCCAAUCAGUGGUCUCAUUUAUCCCAUCAACAUCCACUGUAUUAUCUCCUGAGAUUGUGGAGAGAGAAUCUGAAGCUGGGGGAAAACUUGGGGAAUUGGAUGCUUAUGAAGUUGAAGGUGCUGAAACAAAGUCAGAAGUGCUUCAGAAUCUGACAGAGUUCCAAUUCUCUUGUGUUAUGUUCAAUGCUGUCUUAGAAAAUGCUUGCAGUGAGCAGGGAGCUAGAAUGUCUGCAAUGGACAGCUCAAGUAGAAAUGCAGGAGAGAUGCUUGACCGCCUCACGCUUACUUAUAACAGAACUCGUCAAGCAACUAUCACUACAGAAUUGAUAGAGAUUAUAUCUGGAGCAUCAGCAUUGGAGGGCUAAUUCAACCAAAGGCUUCAGUUACUUCUCUAGUCAGUCGUUGACGAAAUAAUAUUUCUUGUUUUGCACUUUUGGCGAUACUCUAUUUCAGGUUUGCGGGUACUUAAAUAAACCCCCUGGCUACCUUCAUGCAAAAAGGGAUAUUGGUUUGUGCUUUCAACUGUGAGAGAUCUAAUCCUAAUCUACUGUACUAGGAAAGUGUUCGACGAUCUCCACCGAGUUCCAGUUAAAUUUACGGAAUGAGUCUUAUUUCUUUCAAUGGUAAUUUGAAUGUGUUUUUGUUGUGAAGCUUUUUAUGAACAUGCAAGCAUUUCAUUGCCUUUCAAAA
Salvia miltiorrhiza (redroot sage) is the source of this 1544-nucleotide messenger RNA. RefSeq names its product ATP synthase subunit gamma, mitochondrial. The record is from RefSeq and is a predicted model, not a curated record. Gene Ontology annotation, biological process: proton motive force-driven ATP synthesis. The coding region runs from base 245 to 1219 and encodes 324 amino acids. Gene Ontology annotation, molecular function: proton-transporting ATP synthase activity, rotational mechanism. The transcript is spliced from 9 exons. NCBI's taxonomy places the organism in Eukaryota, Viridiplantae, Streptophyta, Magnoliopsida, Lamiales, Lamiaceae.